GUGCGCAGAACUUUCGUUAGUUAACUAGUUAGCUACGUUUUCUAGAAAGAGCUGAGGGUUUGCCAAGUCUUUAAAGACGGGGAACACAGCACUGGUUAGCCGUUGAAAGUUUUGCGAUUUUUGGCUACGCGAAUUUCUGAAAGUAUUACAUUUACUGUUCCAGCUGUCUCAUCCCCCGGUCGGGGCUGCAGCUCCAGAAAGCCGGGGAGAAACGUAUAUAACGCCGGUUGUUGCCGAACGAGGACCUGGGUGACAAUGUUUGGGGUUAUGACCGAACAUCAAGAUGCAAUACGGAAAUGCAAAACGGAGUCCUCGCCUCCAGAGAAGAGGAAGAGGACAGUGGAAGACUUCAACAAGUUCUGCAGCUUUGUCUUAGCCUAUGCCGGCUACGUUCCCUCAUCUAAAGAGGAGAGUCCCUGGUCUCCACCCUCCUCCAGUUCUCCACAUGGCUCUGGUGCCUCAGGAGAUGGGAACAGUAGCACUGUGGGGAGUAGCUGGGAAGAAGGCAGCUCUGAUUUGCACACCAUCCAUACCUUUGUACGAAAGGCUCACAGCAGCAAGGGCAAGGGUCUGCAGCGGAUGCAUUCGGACGGUUAUCUCCUGGAGAAGAUGCGCCUGAAAGACUCGUUGUUUGAGCACCAGACCGGAGGCAAGGCAGAGCGCAGGAGGGAAAGGAAGUUAAAGAAGUUGUCUAUAGGUGCAGGAGCUGGGGGAAACUGUGGGAGCAGCGGGGGUGACAAAAGGGCACGUGUUAAACACAGCAAAAUUCCUAAGACACCCAAAGCUCUGAGGAGGCUGAAAAGCUCCAAUAAAAGACAGAGAGACUCAGAGACUGGCCCUGCCCUUAAGGAGGAGCACAUCACGGGGGAGGAGUUGGCAGAGAACGGCAUGCAAGUGCAGAGGGUUGGACUGGUGGAGAUGUCGGGUGGGGAGUCCACCAGGGAGGCGGAGAUGAGCUCCAGUGAGUGCGAGACUUGGAUUGCGGAUGAAGACAUCAUGGUGGAGUCAGGUGACGACUCAUGGGACUUGAUCACCUGUUACUGUGGAAAGCCCUUUGCGGGACGGCCAAUGAUUGAAUGCAAUCAGUGUGGAGUGUGGGUGCACCUCUCUUGUGCGAAGAUAAAGAAGUCCAAUGUGCCCGACAUCUUCUACUGCAGAGACUGUCGUCAGGACAAGCGAUCUGGUCCUAAGAAAGACACUUAAAAUCCAGGUGUGGGAAAGGCACCGUUGCUCCCUCUAGCGCCUGGGGUUCCCUGUGUUUUGAGAACUCCUUUCUGUAGUCCUGUUUUCUUAG
Megalops cyprinoides (Indo-Pacific tarpon) is the source of this 1294-nucleotide messenger RNA. Its product is annotated as PHD finger protein 23B-like. The transcript is spliced from 5 exons. Lineage: Eukaryota; Metazoa; Chordata; Actinopteri; Elopiformes; Megalopidae. The coding region runs from base 256 to 1203 and encodes 315 amino acids. The record is from RefSeq and is a predicted model, not a curated record.